GUGUGUGCGCGCGUAAGUCUAAUUAUUCUAUAUUGCAAAAGCAUUCAGCACCGACCAAAUCCGAAGACAGAUACACAAACGCAUAUCAAGCACUCACGCAUAUAUAGGUCGGUAAUUGGUCAGAAGCGUAGGAACGGUGCUGCCAGUCGAAUCUGCUUUGGUUUCUAGUAUCAUUCGUUUUGGUGUCUUUCCUGUAGAUAGAAUCUAAUCAGAUAUUCAUUUUUUGAGGUUAAAAUCCCAAAUAUCUAACCAGGAAAUUUUUUAUAAGUGUUUUUUUAUUUAAAAAAUAAGCAGAAAAAGAAAGAAGGAAAACAUUAGAAAAGAUACAGAUUUCUUGACGGUAACCACAACAAGAUGGAUUACGUUUUUCAAGCCUGGAUACCAAACUUUUCUUCGAGCAGUCUGUUUUGUAGACUACGCAAAAUACUUCCUGGUGCUAAUAGAAAACAAAUGAUGCUGUCUUCUUGAGAUACAGCAAAGCUUUACACCGUGGAACUGUUGCACUGUUGCCAAACUUCAAAAUGGCCACGAGAGCAGCCACUUUCACAUCAAAAAUUCAGACUUUACAAGACUACCAAAAUCGCAUUAGGAAUGACAUGCUGCCUGAACAAAGCGGAGUGGAUAUAGUUAACACUUUGAAGUACUUUUCACAGACAUUACUUAGUGUACUUAAAGACGUUCCUGAUAUCCCGUCUGAUAGCUAUGGCCCGCGUCAAAGAGACAGUGUCCGCUUGUCUGUCUUCCCAAAUUUGAACUACUCUGGUUUGUAUGAAGCAGUUCUGAACAUCAUUGAUAUAGUUCCUCAGCUGCUUGUCAAACAACACGAUCUUGGUGAAGCAAUAUCGAAUGUUCUUGGAUGUUUGGUGCCAUUUCUAGAGCAUGAGUUGCUCAAUGCCCUUCCCUACACUGUAGCAUCGACUCUGGCAAUUUUCCCGCCUUCUUUACACAAAGAUACAAUUGACCUCCUCUGCAGCAGUCUUCUUCCUAUGACAUUGGGCACUUUUGGUCAUGAUGAACCCACGUAUGCAAGUGAAUCAGCAGCUGCUAUCAUUACGAUAGUCUUCCAACACACUGAAACUAGCAUGUUUCAUUCUCAAAUUCUGGAAUUCUUUAUGAGUAUGAAAAGAGAAGUAGUUAAGGACCUGCUCAGUGUUAUUGCAUAUGGACCCCCUUCUGCAAGGGCCCCAGCUGCUAAUUUACUGUUCUACUACUGGCCCCAGUUAAACCCAUCACAUUCAGAAAGACGUGGAAUUCACUACAAAUACCAGCCAUGGCCACCUGUUCUGUGUCAACGAGAAAACUGCGUAAACUCAGGAAAUUGUCAAGCUGUCAAGAUGUGUCCAAACCCUGCUCUUGCAAUUCAGUCAAGGGACAAACCACCCCCACUAUAUGUCUGCAGUGACUGUGCAGAACCACUUAAGAGAGUACACGAUGAGUACAUGGUUGAUAUACUACUUCCAAUGUCUCAUGUACCAACGACCUGCGAGAACAAGAAUUGCCGUUCAAGCAAUGCCAUUGCCGUGUGUACCUGUUUUAAUAUCAACUGUGCUAGUCAGAAUGGUAACCGACCAAUCAGGUAUUGUCAAAACUGUCACAUGGUACGCCACAGCAGUGAAACUGGGCAGAAACAUAUCUUCCAUGAAAGCAUUCCAGAAAUCUGGCAUUGUGAUCGAGAGACGCAGCGUUAUUUAAUUGAUGCUAUUGUAAGUCUACUCAAAGAAGCACAACCCCUGCAAUCAAAACGAGUUGUUGAAAUGGGUGAAGAACACUUCUAUCAAGUUCCCGAGGAAGACGACUUCUAUGAUGAAGGCGGCACUGACCGGAAGCUGUUGAGCCGCUAUGGGAUUUGGUUGCUAGUUGAACUUUGUAAACCCAAAGAAGACAUUUCAAUUGAAAUCCUUGGUCGUCUCCUAAGUAUGCUGUUCCAGUGGUUUGAUGCCACAGCCUAUUUAACUGAUGGUAUGUUAUUGUAUUUAUUCUCCUUUCAGUACAUUUCAAAAUGGCUUCAGAAAGUUGCUAAAUCUCAUUUUGAAGUCAUAGUGUCCUGCUUGCUCCCCCAUCCUGUUGAAUAUGCUCGAGUGGGAGGUUACUGGGACACAAUAACAACACGUACAACUCAGAUAAAAGAAGGAUUGAACUGCUUCUUUUGUUUAGUCCCCUACGACAUUAUUACGUUUGAGAUAUGGGAUUAUGUGAUGCCCUAUUGGCUUGAGGCAAUUCGUACUGAAGUCCCUUUGGAUGAAUUGAAUGAAUUAAAAGUCCUUUUAAACAAAGCAUUUGACAUUGACAUGUGUCCUUUACCAUUCACAUUGGAGCGUAUGUACCACUUUGUGUCUGAGAGAUUCCAUGAUGGCAGUGCUUAUGUUCAAGAACAAUCACUACAAUGGCUUCAGGUAUUGUCUUCCUUGGACAUCAUUAUUCCGAUUCAUCUGCUCUUGAAAAUGUUCAAAAAUGGUGUAGAAUUCCUUCAUCGCUCUGACCCUUCAAAAGCAUCGUCUGGAAGAGACCUGGCCUCUCAGUCGCUGCUGUCACCUGCUUCCCCUGUCGAAGAAUACUUACCCCAAUUUAGCCCUGAGAGAUCCAAAACCAUGAACGAGACUGUUGACUUAUUUGAACGUGAGACAGAAUUGCAUCUUCCCUGCUUUCUUAUGAUGUUAGACAUUCUCUUGAAACAGCUGGAAUUACAAGAAACUCCACGAAAUCUAGGAAUUUAUAAUGAGACAAGUCAACAGCUGAUGCACCUCCUGUCAACAACCCUCGAUGGGCCAUGGGAUGGCACACAUACAUGCAGCGAGGAACACCAGUCUAUCAACUGCCUCUAUUGUCAGAAUAUUGCCAUGUGGUAUCAAAUGUCUUCAAAGAUACUGCAUUACAUAUGCCCACGUGAUGUUGCUAAGAUCCCUGCAAAAGAGUUACCCAAGCUUGAUAACCUAUCUUCUGUGUCUACAGCGCAUUCGAAAGCAAGCGAUUCUAGUAGCAGCAGUGGUCAAGAAAAAAUGGCACCACACCUCCAAGAGAGCCCAAAACAUGACUUUUUUAUUGCAGGCAUGCCAAUUUAUUUGCAACUCUACAACUCACUGUUACAGGGUUUGUGUUCCGACCCGGAUGUGGAUGUCUGCUUUUAUUUGUUAACGAGUCUCAAGUAUUUAGUCCUUCAUGGUGAAACAUUAAACUACAGUGUUCAGACACAUCAAGACUUUGUUAAAUAUUCCCUUAGCAAGAAAUUAAUGCCAGUUCUGUGGAAGAUGAUGCAAGCAGAACAUUCUCAGCUGGCAUCCAUUUGUGUGCCAUUCCUUUUACACACACUCACUUUACCCACUGGUGCCGAUAUACUCUGGCAUAUGGUAGAAAAUGAUUUUGGAUCAGAUGACUGGAAAGUACGUUUUGCUGCAGUUGAAAAAGUUGUGGUGAUUUGUCGUCUGUUGGAUGUUGACUCUAUACAUAACAAUCAAGUAGUGCAGACUGCUCUCUCUCAUGCGUUCUGCUACCUUGUUGGUUCUCUAGAAGACAUGAACACUGCUGUUUCACAAAGAACAAUUAUUUAUUUGGAAACCAUUAAGCCAUCGGCUAUCAAAUGCCUAAUUCAGUGUUUGGAAUUUCAAUUUGAUACAGUGAUUAGUGAUCGCACUAUGAUUUUACACAGGAUGUAUCUCCUCUCCAGCAUUCUACCUGAUCAGCCCAUUCUCACCUGGAAUUUCUUUCUUUCUCGUUUUGACACCUUAUCACUAGAAGCUCAAUUAGACCUUGAAAAUACUGGAAACAUAAGCUACCCUACAGAUUUAACUAGUAGUGACCGUGAAAGUGAGCACUUCCUUCGGAAACUGAACCGCGCUCGGUUUGCAUUGGCCAGAACUGACAGCAUUCGGUCAGUUAGUGAAAGUCUAAAGAACAAACCUCCAUACCGAAGAGCCGUGUCAGUGCCUCUUCACCUUGUUACCAGAACGGCACCACCGAAAGAAUCCUUAUACACAUCUCAAUCCUGCACCGUAUUGCAUGAGGUUUUGACUGGGGUUUUCGCAACUGGAUGCCCCUUUUAUUGCCAACCACUAUUUCUUCACUACUGCAGUUAUGUUGGGGCAUUGGUGGAAUGGAAAAAAGAAUCUGUAGGAGACUUGAAUGAAGCAGUCUCUUAG
This is a messenger RNA of Octopus bimaculoides (California two-spot octopus), 4133 nucleotides long. Its product is annotated as protein unc-79 homolog. NCBI's taxonomy places the organism in Eukaryota, Metazoa, Mollusca, Cephalopoda, Octopoda, Octopodidae. Gene Ontology annotation, molecular function: protein binding. The record is from RefSeq and is a predicted model, not a curated record.